AUGCAUCGUAAAUCAUUGAGGAGGGCUAGCGCUACUGUGCCUUCCGCUCCCUAUCGAAAGCAGAUUAUUAGCAAUGCACACAAUAAACCAAGCCUUUUCUCUAAAAUUAAAACUUUCUUUACCCAAAAAGAUUCAGCCAGAGUGAGUCCAAGGAAUAAUGUUGCUAAUAAACAACCACGCAAUGAGUCUUUUAACAGAAGAAUCUCAAGUAUGCCUGGAGGUUAUUUCCAUUCUGAGAUAUCCCCAGAUUCUACUGUAAACCGUUCCGUAGUUGUUUCUGCAGUGGGUGAAGCCAGAAACGACAUUGAGAAUAAAGAAGAGGAGUAUGAUGAAACACAUGAAACUAACAUCUCCAAUGCAAAGCUUGCAAACUUUUUUAGUAAAAAAGGUAAUGAGCCUUUAUCAGAAAUUGAAAUAGAGGGUGUGAUGUCAUUGUUACAAAAAUCAAGCAAAUCCAUGAUAACUUCGGAAGGAGAACAAAAAUCAGCCGAAGGUAAUAAUAUCGACCAGUCGCUUAUCUUGAAGGAGUCAGGAAGUACACCAAUCAGCAUAUCUAAUGCGCCGACCUUCAACCCAAAAUAUGAUACUUCAAAUGCGUCAAUGAAUACGACUUUGGGAAGCAUUGGUUCAAGAAAAUACAGUUUCAAUUAUUCUAGCCUGCCCUCACCAUACAAAACAACCGUUUAUAGAUAUAGUGCAGCGAAAAAGAUCCCCGAUACAUACACAGCCAACACAUCUGCUCAAAGUAUAGCAUCUGCUAAAUCGGUAAGAAGUGGUGUUUCAAAGUCAGCUCCUAGUAAGAAAAUAAGUAAUACAGCUGCGGCAUUGGUCUCACUAUUAGAUGAAAAUGACAGUAAGAAGAAUAAUGCAGCUUCAGAACUUGCUAAUCCAUACUCCUCAUAUGUAAGCCAAAUACGCAAACAUAAGAGAGUUUCUCCAAAUGCUGCACCAAGGCAAGAGAUCAGUGAAGAAGAAACUACUGUUAAGCCAUUAUUUCAAAACGUUCCUGAACAAGGCGAAGAACCAAUGAAACAACUGAACGCCACCAAAAUUUCACCAUCUGCGCCAAGCAAAGAUUCUUUUACUAAAUACAAACCUGCAAGGUCCUCAUCCUUACGCUCAAAUGUCGUCGUAGCUGAAACCUCACCUGAAAAGAAGGAUGGUGGAGAUAAACCUCCAUCCUCUGCUUUUAACUUCUCGUUUAAUACUUCAAGAAACGUUGAACCUACUGAGAAUGCUUAUAAGAGCGAGAACGCACCAUCUGCAUCAUCAAAGGAAUUCAAUUUUACCAACCUACAGGCGAAGCCGUUAGUUGGAAAGCCAAAAACCGAACUUACAAAGGGCGAUUCUACUCCCGUCCAACCAGAUCUUUCGGUUACUCCUCAAAAAAGUUCAUCGAAAGGCUUUGUUUUUAAUAGUGUUCAAAAGAAAUCACGGUCCAAUCUUUCACAAGAAAACGAUAAUGAAGGUAAACAUAUCAGCGCCUCAAUUGAUAACGACUUUUCAGAGGAAAAGGCGGAAGAGUUUGAUUUCAAUGUUCCCGUGGUGUCUAAGCAGCUAGGAAAUGGCUUGGUUGAUGAAAAUAAAGUUGAGGCUUUCAAGUCCCUAUAUACCUUUUGA
Messenger RNA from Saccharomyces cerevisiae S288C, 1620 nucleotides. It is a transcript of the gene NUP60, whose product is annotated as FG-nucleoporin NUP60. The coding region runs from base 1 to 1620 and encodes 539 amino acids. Gene Ontology annotation, cellular component: nuclear pore nuclear basket; nuclear membrane; nuclear pore. Gene Ontology annotation, molecular function: structural constituent of nuclear pore. The record is from RefSeq and is marked reviewed. The transcript has a single exon. Lineage: Eukaryota; Fungi; Ascomycota; Saccharomycetes; Saccharomycetales; Saccharomycetaceae. Gene Ontology annotation, biological process: nucleocytoplasmic transport.